AAAAAGUGUGAGCUCUAAACUGAGCUAGCUUCAUCAUUCGUGCAUCUUAUAAAACCUAGUAUUUCUCGAAGCUCAACUGUAAAGAAAAAUGUGGCGGCUGAAGAUCGCAGAGGGCCACGGCCCGUAUCUGUACAGCACGAACAACUUCGUCGGCCGGCAAAUAUGGGAGUACGACGAGAACGCCGGCACGCCGGAGGACCGAGAAGCGCAGCUCCUCGAUUUCCAGAAGGCUCGCGACGACUGGAGCGAGAACAGGAAGAAGGGAUUCCAUUCAUGCGCCGAUUUGUUCAUGAGACUGCAGCUCAAAAGGGAAAGCGGAAUCGAUCUGCUCGGAAUCCCGCCGGCGAGAAUCGGAGAGGAUGAAGAGAUCAGCUACGAAGCCGCCACGACCGCCGUCAAGAAGGCGCUGCGGGUGAACCGGGCGGUCCAAGCUAGCGACGGCCACUGGCCGGCCGAGAACGCCGGCCCGCUCUUCUUCACUCCCCCUCUGCUGAUAUCUCUGUACAUAAGCGGAAUGGUGAACAAGGUGCUGACACCUGCGCACAUUAAGGAGCUCAUCCGCUUCAUCUACAACCACCAGAAUGAGGAUGGGGGAUGGGGAUUUUACAUAGAAGGGCACAGCACGAUGAUUGGAUCGGCGCUAAGCUACGUGGCGCUAAGGAUACUGGGGCAGGGACCAGACGACGGCGACGGCGCCAUGGGCAGAGGAAGGCAAUGGAUUCUUCAUCACGAAGGCGCUACCGGGAUACCCUCCUGGGGAAAGACGUAUCUUUCGGUUCUUGGAGUGUACGAAUGGGACGGUUGCAACCCACUUCCCCCGGAGUUUUGGCUCUUCCCUUCCGUUUUCCCUUACCAUCCAGCAAAGAUGUGGUGUUACUGCCGCACAACCUACAUGCCAAUGUCGUACCUAUACGCGAAACAGUUCCACGGGCCCCUGACCGACGUCGUUUUGGCCCUCCGCAACGAAAUCCAUUUGAAGCCCUACGACGAGAUCGACUGGAACAAGGCGCGGCACCACUGUUGCAAGGAGGAUCUUUACUACCCUCACUCCAAGAUCCAAAAUCUUCUCUGGGACACUCUCAACUAUUGCAGUGAGCCGCUGAUGCGGCGGUGGCCGUUGAACAAGAUCCGGCAGAAGGCCAUGGACAAGGCCAUCAAAUACAUGCGCUAUGAAGCUGAGGAGACCAGAUACAUCACCAUCGGAUGCGUCGAAAAGAGUCUGCAGAUGAUGUGCUGGUUCGCCGACGACCCCAACGGCGACGAAUUCAAGUACCACUUAGCUAGAGUUCCCGACUACCUAUGGCUGGCGGAAGACGGCAUGAAGAUGCAGAGCUUCGGCAGCCAGCUGUGGGAUACCACGCUCGCGACACAAGCUGUUGUCGCGAGCGGCAUGGUUGAGGAGUACGGCGACUGCCUCAAGAAGGCGCAUUUCUUCAUAAAAGAGUCGCAGGUGAAGGAUAACCCCAAGGGGGAUUUCACGGCCAUGUAUCGUCACUUCACCAAAGGCUGCUGGACUUUCUCCGAUCAAGAUCAUGGCUGGGGCGUCUCCGACUGCACGGCCGAAGCGCUCAAGUGUCUGCUUAUGCUGUCGCAAAUGCCGACGGAAAUCGCCGGUGAGAAGGCCGACGUGGAGCGCCUCUACGACGGCGUGAAUUCGCUCCUUUACUUGCAGAGCCCUCUCAGCGGCGGAUUUGCGAUCUGGGAGCCGCCGGUUCCGCAGCCGUGUCUGCAGGUUUUGAACCCUUCGGAGCUCUUUGCGGAUAUUGUGGUUGAAGCAGAGCACGUGGAGAACACAGGCUCUAUAAUCCAAGCACUCGUCUCCUUCAAGCGUCUGUAUCCAGGCCAUCGCGCCAAAGAAAUCGAAGCCUCUGUUGCACAUGCAAUUAAAUUCCUCGAAGGAAGGCAAUUGCCCGAUGGUUCAUGGUAUGGAUACUGGGGAAUUUGCUAUUUGUAUGGGACAUGCUUUGUAUUGGGAGGACUAGUUGCAGCGGGGAAGACGUAUGAGAACAGUGAAGCAGUGAGAAAAGCUGUGAAUUUCUACUUGACAACACAGAAUGAAGAAGGUGGAUGGGGAGAGAGCCUCGAGUCCUGCCCAAGCAUGAAAUACAUUCCGUUGGAAGGAAACCGCACAAAUUUGGUUCAGACAUCAUGGGUCAUGCUCGGUCUCAUGUGUGCUGGACAGGCGGAGAGGGAUCCAAAACCUCUACACAAAGCAGCAAAGUUAUUGAUUAAUGCACAAAUGGAUGAUGGAGAUUUCCCUCAAGAGGAUAUAAAUGGGGUGUUCAUGAAGAACUGCAUGCUGCAUUACGGGCAAUACAGGAAUAUAUUCCCGUUGUGGGCACUGGGAGAGUAUCGCAAACAAGUUUGGUCAUCGCAAUGCUCGCUAUGGGCUCAAUAGGCUUUCAAAGAUCAAAAUUUGGUUUCUAAGGUAGAUUUGAGCCCAACUAUUGUUUGUGGAAUUGGGCCCAACUAUUUCUUUUGGUAGCAUAAACAAAUAAAUUAAUUUUAUUGUUAUUGGCGCCUAAAUACACGAAUUUUAAGUCUAUUUUAAUUUUUU
Messenger RNA from Salvia miltiorrhiza (redroot sage), 2557 nucleotides. Its product is annotated as dammarenediol II synthase-like. Bases 89 to 2398 code for a protein of 769 amino acids. The transcript has 11 exons. The record is from RefSeq and is a predicted model, not a curated record. Gene Ontology annotation, molecular function: beta-amyrin synthase activity. Gene Ontology annotation, biological process: triterpenoid biosynthetic process. NCBI's taxonomy places the organism in Eukaryota, Viridiplantae, Streptophyta, Magnoliopsida, Lamiales, Lamiaceae. Gene Ontology annotation, cellular component: lipid droplet.